UGCAAUGCGAAUAUUAUGUCGGCCAUAUUGACAUCUAAAGGCAAAUAACUUGACCCGAUGAGUAAUGAUUUUCGUUAUGUUAAUUGCAUCUUUUUAUUAGACAAAGAAUGCAAUAAUAUAGUGCAUAAAUUAUCCUUUCCAAACAUUGUAAACAUUCAGUGUUUGUUUUUAAUACAUCGCGCUGCUGCACAGCGAGUUUCGGAGUUGUGAACUUGUUCGACAAAACGUCAAAAACCAUCAACACACGAACACACAUGACACCUUUUGGACUAUAAACCUUCGAACCGAUAUUUCUAGCACCUUAAAGAGAUAGAAUGUCAUAGAAAGUCGGUGCAAAUAAUCCAGGAAAGAAUACUAUGCCAGUGGCAGGAAACAAAUAGCUUUGAUAUGAUGGGUGUGAGACACAAGUGACUAAGAUGGAGAUCUCCCCAGCAGAACAACGCCUGAAAAAGCUCGAGGAGCUUUACAUAGGCGGUGUCCUAAGUUCCGGUGGCACUGCACUGAGUAUAGAAACCCUGCUGGAUAUUUUGUUAGUUCUCUAUGAUGAAUGCCAGAGCCCAGCGUUGCGCAGAGAAAAAAGAAUAUCAGAAUUUGUAGACUUUGUUAAACCUGUUGUUAACAAGGUCAAAAGCUACAGAUUGUCCCGAGAUGAUUUUGAAACUGUCAGAAUUAUCGGCAGAGGUGCUUUUGGAGAGGUGGCUGUUGUAAAAAUGAAAUCCACAGAGAAAGUUUAUGCCAUGAAGAUUCUCAACAAAUGGGAAAUGUUGAAACGUGCUGAGACCGCCUGUUUCAAAGAGGAGAGAGAUGUUCUGGUGUAUGGAGACAGGCGCUGGAUAACAAACCUCCAUUAUGCAUUUCAAGACGACAAUUACUUGUUUCUGGUCAUGGACUACUAUGUGGGUGGAGAUCUUCUCACUCUACUGAGCAAGUUUGAAGACCGUAUACCCGAGGAUAUGUGCAAAUUCUAUAUUGCGGAGAUGGUGUUAGCUAUAAACUCAUUACAUGAGCUCCAUUAUGUUCAUAGAGACAUUAAACCUGACAAUGUGCUAUUAGAUCUGAGCGGACAUAUUGUGCUAGCUGACUUUGGAUCCUGUCUCAGGCUGUUGGAGGAUGGAACUGUUCAGUCUUCUGUGGCUGUGGGAACUCCAGACUACAUCUCACCAGAGAUUCUUAGGGCUAUGGAGGAUGGACAUGGGAAGUAUGGGCCGGAGUGUGACUGGUGGUCCCUUGGCGUGUGUAUGUACGAGAUGCUGUAUGGCUGCACACCCUUCUACGCCGAAUCACUGGUAGAGACAUACGGGAAAAUCAUGAACCAUCAGACGCGGUUUGAGUUUCCAACAGACAUUGAUGAGUCUGAGGACUGUUCCGAUCUUGCCAAAGACCUGAUGAAGCGACUUAUCUGUUCGGCAGAUGCACGCUUUGGGAGGGGAGGUGUGAAGGAUUUCCGAGACCAUACCUGGUUCGAGGGCAUCAACUGGGAAAACAUCAGAGAAAUCACAGCCCCAUUUAUCCCUGAAGUGAGUAGUCCGACAGACACGUCUAACUUUGAUGUUGAUGACUCUGACUUUAAGCACACAGACACGGUUCCCCCUUCCUCUCAUGGCAUUUUCAAGGGUCAUCAUCUUCCAUUUGUUGGCUUCACCUUUUCCAAAGACUGUCAAAUAUCCGAUACUGCCUGCUUAAAAGACAGUGUGGACGUUGACCCAAAACAUCUUGAGUCACUAGCAGCUGAUGCAUUUGAACGACGAAUCUUAAACCUUGAAAAGGAAAACAAAGAAUUACAAAGAAAACACAAAGAAGCCACAGCAACCAUCCAGAGGCUGAACAGUGACAAUGCGAGUGGGGCGUCAGCAGCUGCCGGGGCUGCAGAGGCAGAGAGUAGACAGCUGAAGGAGGAACUAGCCAUUAUGCACAAAGUUGUAGCAGAGUCACAAUCAGAGUUAAGUAUACAGGAGCAGGACUUACGGAAGGCUCGUGACCAACGAACAGAGAUUGAGCGGCGCAUGAAACUAGUUGAGGAAGAGAAGACAGCCCUUGAACGUGAACUGCAGGACCUCCGAGACAAGUACAAGCUACAGGCACGGGAACUUAAGGAUGCAGUCGCCAAACAGAAAAUAGCUAUAGAAAAAUACACCGACUCCAAUGAUCAAUUGCUGAAAUCUCAAGGAAAGGUGAAGGAGCUGACAAGAGAUCUCCGUAACAUUACAGAGGAGUCUGACGAGUACAAGAGGAAAUUGGACUCCCUCAAGAACGAGAGGAGACGCAUUGAGAAAAAUGUCGUUGAUUUGCAAAACCAACUGGAUGAGGUACGGUCUGAGCACGUUCGUGAGCGCAAGUUACGCGAGAGAGCAGAGGAGAAUAGCCAGGAGAUUGAGAUGGAGAUGGAGGCACUUAAACGGAAGCAUGCAGGCAAGGACAACACAAUGGCCUCCCUCGAACUCUCACAGGAAAUAUCCAGGUUAAAAACAGAGAUAGACAGAAAAGAUUUGGAGCGUGAAGAAAGUAUGAACAGAUUGACUUCAAAACAUCAAAAUGAAAUUAGUGAUCUAAAAUACUUAGUGCAAGAACUAGAAAUCAACAAAAAGGAACUACAAAAUCAAAUAAGCUUGUUUAAAGCAAAACAAAGUGAUGAGGAAUCUAUAGAAGAUUUACGGACUAGUUUACAUCACUUACAGUCUCGGUUAGACCAGGAGGAAAGAAAUAGUGCCUCACUGAAAGAGGAUAACGAACGGUUACGAGAUGACCUCACAUAUAACCAGACUACAAUGGAGAGUUUGAUGGCUGAGAAAAGUCAGCUGGAGAAUGAGAUGAGGGAGAUCUAUGACAAACGAGAAUCCGUUACUCAGUGGGAGGCACAGAUAUCAGAAAUCAUUAAAUGGGUAUCUGAUGAAAAGGAUGCCCGCGGGUACCUCCAGGCUUUGGCUGGGAAGAUGACAGAGGAGCUGGAGAAUCUGAAGGUGAUGGGCGUGUCCGGGGAGGACUCUGGUCGCCAGCGCUGGAGGAACCGCCGGUCACAGCGCCUUGACAAGAUGGAGCUACUCAACCUGCAGUCAUCACUCAACUCUGAGAUCCAGGCCAAGACGCAGAUCAACGAGGAGCUCAACAGGAUCAAGACUCAGUACUCACUCAUGGAAGGGAAGUACAUGGAGGCUGAGGACCAAAAGAAAGAGCUGCUACAUGAAGUUGAUGAGCUCCGUAAGAAGGUGAAGAAGAUGGAGGACUCACAGAAGUCUUACGACUGGGACAGAGAGCAGCAGGACUCCAACUCCAUGAUGGACUACUUUAAGGGCCAGUUUUCCAUACUCAAUGAUGGUUGUUUUGAUUUUGAGAUUGACGAUGGUAAAGGGGGCAGGUUGAGUUUGACAAUUGAAUCAUCCAAUGAGAGUAUGGCAGAUGAGGAUAGUGAGGAUGCCCAGUCCCGGGCCGACUCCAAGACAAACUCCCGGACAGACCUGCAGGAGCCCACCGAACCUUCCAUCCCACCCAGCCCCAUGAACACAUCCAAACACAGCCUGGCCUCAGAGCCAGAAAAGGAGCCUCUGCGGUCUUCAUUUAGCGGUACCCCUCCUGGCUCCCCCAAGUCGUCCCUACAGAAGGUGCACAAAUUCCUGUACAAGACCUUCAGCGUCCCGUACAAGUGUAACUACUGCACAUCCCUCCUUGUUGGUGUUCAUAGACAAGGCAUUACCUGUGAUGAAUGUGGCUAUACAUGCCAUGUACACUGUAGUGAUAAAGCUCCACCUGUGUGUCCUGUGCCAGCUGAUCAAACCAAACGGCCAAUGGGUAUAGAUGUGAACAAAGGCAUUGGAACAGCCUAUGAAGGCUAUGUUAGAGUGCCUAGGCUGGGUGGUAUAAAGAAAGGCUGGGCCCGGCUGUUUGUUGUUGUCUGUGAUUUCAAGCUGUUCCUGUUUGACAUCCCCCCAGACCGGGGAACUCCUAGUCCUAUAGUGCAACAGGUCCUUGACAUGAGAGAUGAAGAGUUCUCUGUUAGUCAAGUUUUACCAUCAGAUGUGAUACAUGCGAACAAAAAAGAUAUACCUUGUAUAUUUAGGGUCACGACAUCAGAGUUGAAUCCUCCCGGCAGUAAGCAUGCUGUGCUGAUGCUGGCUGAGAGUGAGAUGGAACGACAACGCUGGGUUGGGGCCCUCAAUGAACUACAGAAACUUCUACGCCGAAAUAAACUGCCAUUCAAGUUUGUUUUUCAAGCCCAGGAAGUGUAUGACAACUCCCUGUCGCUGGUGAAGGGGACGUUUUCGGCAGCGGUGCUCGAGUCUAACCGACUACUGCUGGGCACAGAGGAGGGUGUCUACAUUGCAGAACUCGCCAAAGAUGUGUUGAUACGUAUUGGUGACAAGAGUGAAAAGAAGCCAGUAUUCCAAGUAGAACUUGUGCCAGAAGAACAACUCAUAGUCCUCAUAAGUGGUAAGCAGCGACACAUAAAGCUGUUGCACCAGUCCGCUCUGGAAGGCUACGACGUGGACCCAGUAAAGAUCCAGGAGACAAAGGGCUGUCAGUUAUUCUGUACUAAUACAGGCCACUCCUCCAAUGUGGCCACAUACAUGUGCGUGGCCUUCAAGCGCCAAAUUAUUGCAUUUGAGUUGUUUAAACACCGGCAAAGGCACCGGCGUGUUCGGGACAUGACUGUGCCAGGCCAAGUGCAGUUUAUGGACCUCUGGGAGGACAGACUGGUGGUCGGUUACCAGUCAUACUUUGUGAUAUACAAUGUGCUGGGAGAUGGCGGUCCGAACGCCCUCGUGAGCCACGACGACAGUCAGCUCAAGUUCCUCUCUCACAGCCCUGUUGACUCCAUGCUGGCCGUGGAGCUCUCAGACAGGGAGUUCCUUCUUGCAUUUAGUGUGUGUGGUGUAUAUGUAGAUAGCUAUGGUAGGAAAUGUAGACCGUACGAGAUCAUGUGGCCAGCCACGCCCACCUCAAUCAGUUACACUGCUCCCUACCUCAUCUGUUACUCGGAGAACUCUGUGUUUGUGUACGAUGUCAACUCUGCCGACUGGAUUCAGACUCUCUGCAUAAAAAAGACAAAACCCUUAAAUCGUGAUGGAAGUCUCAAUCUCAUCAACAACUUUGAUGCUUUGCAUCUCAUCUACUUUAAAAACUCCUCCAAAGAAGAAGACAAGCUGCAGAUUUCUGAGCUGUUCAAGGGUCGAAGUGUGAACAGGAACAAGCGUAGAUUCUCAUUCAAGACACGGGAGGAUGAGCGCAAUGCCAAGGGUCGUUCCCGGGAGAUAUCCGCCCCCAUGUCAUUCACUCACAUCUCCCAUAUGGGCCCGGACCAAAAACUGCCCAAUGUCUCAGCAGCGGACCGGAAGUCGCGGGCCAUCUCGGGACCCACUAACUUCAGUCAUGUGGCCCAUAUUGGCCCUAACCAGGGCAUGCCAAACCUCAUGGACUUACCCAUGGCAAGGAGCAGCCUAUCAUCAUCCAACAGUGUAGGAUCGGGGGACAAGAAGAAAGGCCGGAACUUGUUUAACAGCCGCAGUAGUGACAGCAAACUGCCUCGUGGGGUCAACAAAUCCAGUAAUGGCAACCUGUCUAGUCGUGAUUUGGGGCGACCUGUGGGCAGUUCCCAGAGGAGUGACCUCUCUGAGAGCCCAGAAGGAUCAAGCUACUUGGGGGAACCCUCACCUACUAUCUUCGAGAAAGAGUCACCAGUCUUUGACAGUGAGAUAGGUGUUCGGGGCGGUUGUGCGUCCCUGGACUCCAGCAGCAGUGAUGGCAGUUCCCUCGGCUCUCUAGCCCGCCACGGCUCUGAAGAAGCUGACACCAGGCAACAAAAUAUUGAGGAAUGGUCACACCUCUAGCAACCCACCAGACAACGCAACAUCACGGAAUUUUUAUGCCUAUAGCAACAUGAUAUACACUUUGGGGGCACUAUUUGUGCGACUGAAAGAGUUGUGGACUUUCAUGGUUUGGCUUUAUUUUGUUAUCUCAAUUGCAUGACACUGUUUCAAAAUAAUUAGUAAAAACUAAAUAUAGUGUUGUUUUAUAGAUACAAAAUACAUUCAAAAUCCUUUCUUGUACAAAACACUCCUUUUUGCUUCAUUUUAUAUUUGUUGCUAAGUGACUACAGUUGAACAAGAUGUCAGUUGUAGGUGGUAUCUGGCUGUUUUGUUUGUGAGGUGUAAUUUAAGGCCAGUAUAUUGUGAACCAGUUGUUAAGUAUUUAUUUCCUGUGUAUCAUUGGUCUGUGCAAAACUGAAAUUCAACUUUUUAUUCAGUUAUUAAGACCAGAUUGCACACUCCCAGUAUGAUGGCAAUCAUGAGCAUUUGUAAACAGAUUACCAGCAGCUGAUACCUGCUGGUGUUGUAAACAGAAUCAAAGAUCAUAUCUUUAUUUGUGGACCAUUUCUGUGGCAGAUUUGGUAUCAUUUCUGGUCUCCAUUACAUUGUUUAAGUGCCAAUAAUCAUUUGUUUUGUCUGUGUUAUUAUGUGUAUACGUUUAUAUUGUUAUUUUUUAAGAGUCAAACUGUUUUUAUUAGACUUCAUAGAAGUUACUAUACAAGAACAAAUCUGAACAAUGAUUGUAACUGAAUUUCUUUCACAUAAAGUUACAAAAGCUGUUCAGGUGUAUGGAACUACUAUCACAUUGUAACACUCCCAAACCUAGGAGAUGUUUAAUAGAGUUUGCAUUGUAAUCCUUAACUUAAUUUCUCUUUGAGUCAGUGUGAGUGUAUACAAAAUGUAUCCUGCAUAUGAUUAACAUGUUACUGAUUUUGUGUGUUAAGAAUUUAGGGCAGUUGUUGAUCAAGAUGGGCAUGAGACAGAACACUGUAUCUGUAGUGACAUCCUACUGUAUUUAGUUGGUUUUUGCACUGCACAUGUUAAACUUCAGUCAAGAGCACUGUAUUUUUGUUACUGUUCUGGUGCUUACAGUUAUAUUUUGCUUGUGAAUAUGUUAUAUAUUGUCAAUUUACUUGUACAUAUUAUAUUUAAGCAAUUUUAGUAUGUUCUCUGUGGCACUUUUAUCAUCUUCCACUCUCUUUCUCUCACACACAUUUCCCACUGAUAAUUCUCCCCUAUCAUCCUCUCUCUUUUCUAUAAUCAUUGCUAGGACUGUUUCAUACAUAUCUAAUGUUGCAAUUCCAAGUCCUUUGCUGGUUUUAAUAGGAGCAACAAAGUUACCAGGUUCAAAUUAGAAAUUAAAUGUAACUUGAGUAACAACUUGAUGGAUUUGAACAGGCUCUGAAUCCUUAAUAGUCACUUACAACUGAAAGAGUAAACUCUCGAAAGCUACUUAAAUGCAUUUUAGAAAAUAUAAGUGUAGGGUAACUUCCAUCUCUAGAAUUUUGUUUGAAUUUUCUAGUCAUUUUCCUUUAUUAUUUGCUGUAUAUGUCACUAAAUAUGAUGAUACAAAUGUUUUGGUGGAUUGUGUGACUCCAUUACAAGACAUAGCGUGGUUGUGUGCUGACUGUGUGUGUAGUAGACUUGCAGGACAGAGCUUCUAGGGUUUGUACGACUCCAUUGCAAGACCUUGCAUGGUUGUGUGCUGACUGUGUGUGUAGUAGACUUGCAGGCUCUAGCUUCUAGGCUUUGUGACGCCGUGUCUUCUUGACAUCACUUUGAGAUUGUUUUUAUUUGCUGUUUCUGCACUCCUUUUCGAAAUUAUUUAUAAGGUUAAACACAUCUGUUUCAUUUCAUCUUGCAAUUUAUCUCCAGCAAAGGGCUCGGGUUAAAUAGAAAAUGGUAUAGAGCUUGAAUAUUGUUUGCCUGUGUUUUCUAACCCCCAAAUAUGAGCAAAGGAUAAGGAAAUGUGCAUGUAUACACUUUCUUAGGCCAAUGCUACCCCUGCUGUCUGAAGCAAUCUCUUUUAGUGCUAAUUUUUAGCUCAUUUGUUUUUUAAGACCAAAAGUCAAGGUAUUGUGAUAGCCUUUGUGUUGUUAGUGUUGCCUUGGUAUGCACCUAGCCAGAGACAAUGUGCACACAUACAGCAAGGUCCCAAUACUCUGCCUUAUAUAAGUCUCAUCCUAUGCUAUUUGUUUGAAUGAGGAGAAGAAAAACAGACUAGCAUUAGCAUUUCCUCCUUGGCUCUCCUGUUUUACGUAGAUCUGAGGGUUAGAAACGUGAAUAAGCUUGCCAAAGUUACUGUUUCGUUCUGGCUUCCUCUGUCUCCUUGUGAUGUCAUUGUCAUGUCCAUAACCAGCUUCUUCAUCUAUGAGAAAGUUAACAGUAUUUAUAAAGGAAAGUUCUGCCUGGCUUUAAAGCCAUUGUAUAUGCCUUGUACAGGAUGUGAUAUUUUAUUUCGUAUUCCAAUCAUGAAUAUGUGUACCACUGUAUUGUAUGCUGUAUAAAUGAUGUAAAUUGCAUGUGCUUAUAUUGUAACUAGCAUUUUAUUAAUGAUCCAAAUUUUAUCACAAAUUGUUCAGUGUAAGCUUUAAUUUAAUACUUGUUUAUAAUAAAUGUAUAAAUCUGUACAUAUUCCUGUGUUGCAUAGUAAACACUGGUAACUAAAAAUGCAAUUUUGAGUUGUUGUAAAGUGUUUGCUUGAGUAUAUAUGAUGAUGUAUCCAUGUGUGAGAAGUUCUUGUAUAUUAUAAAGCUACUAGGUAGAUAUUUCAAUUAACUUCUGUAUUCUUAUGAUUGUAAACCAACUCUACAUAGCAUUGAGACUUGGAAACAUAAUGAACAAAAGAAGACAUUAUGGAAUCCACACACACUGUACACACUUUUAAGCAUGUUGUUUGUUUGUAUCUUAAACAUAAUAUUUAUUUUUAAAUAAUAAGGACAGUAUAAGUUCAUUGUUUCAAAGUCCAGUUUCUUCAAGUGACAAAUGUUACACAGUUAAGUCUCUUUGUUAUGUAAAGCCCAACUUCACAUAAUCUCUAAGACAUAAGCUGUGAUUAGCUUUCAUCAUGCUACAUCAUAAUGCGCGGUUGGAAAUGUGGGCCUUGUUGUAUUGCUUCUCUAAGUGUUCUCAUUAUUUUGAAGUACAUCCACUCUAUAAAUACCAUGUAAAUUCCAGAUUGGCAAAUACUCUUCUAUUAAUCCACGUACGUUCUUUCUUUCAGUUGAAUACUAAAUAAUACACAGAAUCGUGAAUGUAGACGGUAGUUAAUGUGAUAUAAAGGCUUCAAUAAUGUUAUUUAUUUUUUUGUGACAGCUGUUGCGUACUUCCAUUGUUUUAUAUCAAUAAAUCUGGUACAAUAUUGAUGUAAGGAUUGAAGCAGGAAGUCCUGAUGAUUGUUUGUUGUAUGUAUCAUGCUGAAUGCUUCCGCAGCUUUUAAGUUUGUCAGAAUCCCGCUGUGGAGUAACAACCAUAGGAUAAUUAAUAUUUCAUUAAAUCCAAAAACACUU
Mya arenaria is the source of this 9307-nucleotide messenger RNA. RefSeq names its product serine/threonine-protein kinase MRCK alpha-like. NCBI's taxonomy places the organism in Eukaryota, Metazoa, Mollusca, Bivalvia, Myida, Myidae. The transcript is spliced from 39 exons. Gene Ontology annotation, cellular component: cytoskeleton; cytoplasm. Gene Ontology annotation, molecular function: ATP binding; protein serine/threonine kinase activity. The coding region runs from base 417 to 5819 and encodes 1800 amino acids. Gene Ontology annotation, biological process: actomyosin structure organization; peptidyl-threonine phosphorylation. The record is from RefSeq and is a predicted model, not a curated record.